UUUUCCUGUUCAUUCAGUCGUGUGUGAGUGAAUACACCUGCAACCACUGCACUGGAUUAUAACAGUUAUGCACAUUGCUUCACCGAACAUUUUUUUUUUUUUUUUUUUCUUUUUUUUUGUGAUCACUACGGAGCCUCGAGUGAUCACAACACGAUUACUGCUUUAACUUGGCUUCCCAUCCACUAUCAAAUCUCUCAAUAAGGUUACAUUUACAGUGCUACAAUUUACCGCAAAAACAAGUAGGAACAAAAACGGAGGUUGAUGGUAAAUGAGGACGGCUGAUAGGCUGUGAGAAUCAAAGAGUAUGCAGUUCAAAAAGUUUCCAAGUGUUGUGAAGUCACUUUGCAUGGCUAACUGUGGGGGAUGAAAGAGGAAAGACGAAGAAGAUAGGGUCACCAUGAUAAAGAAUGGCCAUCUGGUUUACAUUGGCCUGGAGGUGGUCAUGGCUUGUUUGGCAGUGGUCGGUAAUGUUCUGGUGUGUUGGGCUGUUUGCCUCAACUCCAACUUGCAGAGUGUCACCAACUUGUUUGUGGUGUCUUUGGCUGUGGCAGACAUUGCAGUGGGGUUGCUUGCCAUACCCUUUGCUAUUGCCAUAAGUACUGGAUUCUGUGCCCACUUCUAUGGCUGUCUCUUCAUCGCCUGCUUUGUCCUGGUGCUCACACAGAGUUCUAUCUUCAGUCUGCUGGCCAUUGCUGUAGAUCGAUACAUCGCCAUCAAGAAUCCACUCAGAUACAGCAGUGUUGUCACAGGACAGAGAGCUAAAAACAUUAUUGCUUUGUGUUGGUUGCUUUCUGUGGCAAUUGGUCUAACCCCAAUGAUGGGCUGGAACACAGGGGGAAACACUACCAACAGCAACAGCUGCCCUCGCGGCAUGACGGAGUGCUUGUUUGAGGGUGUGGUCACCCUACAUUACAUGGUGUAUUUCAACUUCUUUGGAUGCGUGUUGAUGCCCCUAGUCGCUAUGCUGGUCAUCUACGCUAACAUAUUCAUGGCUGCUCGACGCCAGCUCAGACUUAUUGGACUUAAAUGUGCACUUGCACGGCCUAGUGGCGAGGUCCCAACAGUCUCCUCAAAAACUACCCUGCAGAAGGAGGUUCACGCAGCCAAGUCCCUCGCCAUUAUUGUUGGUCUGUUUGCCUUUUGCUGGCUGCCAUUACAUAUCAUCAACUGCUUCAACCACCUGUGUCAUGGCUGUGAGCGUCCACACAUCUGGGUCAUGAACAUUGCAAUUAUUUUGUCACAUGCAAACUCGGUUGUCAAUCCUUUUAUCUACGCAUACCGCAUUAGGGAGUUUAGACACACAUUUCGAAGGAUUCUGUCUCAGCAUAUACUUGGGUGCAGAGACAGACAGAAGAGAGAUGUUAUGAACUGCAAUAACUCUGUAUCUAGUUAUAGAAGGCGAUCAUCCUGUCACACAAGUAAAGAAGGGUCUUCAUGCAGCACAGUGGUGAAUAGUUACACUGUAGACUCAGCUUCUGAAAACCUGCCACCAAAAGCUGCACAUGAAGGCCCAAACAACAGGACAACAUUGGGCACAACGUCAAAUGUUAUUGUACCAAAUGGACACAAAGUUAACACACAUGUUUCGCAGGUCCAUCAGCAGUUCUUCUUAGGGGACCAAUCAGUGCCUUAUGGAGAUAAUCAUAGGGAUCUUCUGAAAGCAAUGGACAAUGACCAAAACAUUACCUUUGUCAAUGUUCAAGUUGUCAUGCAAAGACAGACUGGUUCAAAGCAAUCAACAAAACUUCCAGAAGUCUCAUAGCAUAAAUAUUUUCAAUAUCCAAUGAUUCUGUCAACCAGGAGAGUUCCAUAGGAAAUAAUUUUCUAUUCAGAAUGAACUACGCAUCUUGAAUGAGAGGCAAACAUCUUCAACUUAAUUCUGUUUUGAGACUAUUUAAUGAUGUGUGGGCACUCUUAUUAAGCUGGUCAACAAUAUGUAAUGAUUCUUGAUUCAUAUUAUUUUAUUAUUUUGAAAUAAAGUUUAGCGUUUCAUAUUUUUGUCUGAACAAAAGGUACUUAAUGAAAUAUUUAAUGAAAAAUCAACAUUUUGGGUGAACCCGAGGCUGAGAGUGAGGCCAUUUCUGAGAAUAAGCACUGAAUUGUAUGGUUUGAUCAUUGAUUUGAUAAUUGCUAGGCAACAAAUGCUGCCUAGUAUAAUAUAGUACUAUUGCAUCAGAGCUAUAACUGACCAGUGAACACUAGCCAAAACAAAACAACUGCUUAACUAUCUCUUCUCUUGGGCAUUUGGCAGCUCAAACAUACUGUACUUACACUAUAGUAUUUGACACUGAGGACUAAAGCCAAUUGUGUUUACAGAGAAACUGACGCCAGUCAAUGACCCAAAUGCAAUGGAAAUCAAACUAACCUUCAUUUGGUGAUGUCUUUUAUUAUGCCAUUAUACUUAGCGUUUCCUCAUUAAAAGGUCCUUGCACUUUAAACAGUCUGCAUUAGGCCACAUUACCUAGCUGUUCUCUCCAUGGUCUCAGCAGAUAGUGUAAACAUACAGGGCUUGUUAUUCACUCAUUUGUAUAUUUAAACUUUUGCAUAUUCUUUUCAUUCUAUGACAUUGUCAUAAACUAUGCAAAUUGUGUUUUUUAUUUAAAUUUGUUAAAAUAAUAUAUUAAACAUAUUAAAAUAUGUUGUAUACACAUUUUA
Messenger RNA from Boleophthalmus pectinirostris (great blue-spotted mudskipper), 2655 nucleotides. It is a transcript of the gene adora2ab, whose product is annotated as adenosine A2a receptor b. Bases 398 to 1762 code for a protein of 454 amino acids. The record is from RefSeq and is a predicted model, not a curated record. Gene Ontology annotation, cellular component: membrane. The transcript is spliced from 6 exons. Gene Ontology annotation, molecular function: G protein-coupled adenosine receptor activity. Gene Ontology annotation, biological process: G protein-coupled adenosine receptor signaling pathway; adenylate cyclase-activating G protein-coupled receptor signaling pathway. NCBI's taxonomy places the organism in Eukaryota, Metazoa, Chordata, Actinopteri, Gobiiformes, Gobiidae.